This is a messenger RNA of Phragmites australis (common reed), 1014 nucleotides long. Its product is annotated as ADP-ribosylation factor 1-like. Gene Ontology annotation, biological process: intracellular protein transport; vesicle-mediated transport. The transcript is spliced from 6 exons. Lineage: Eukaryota; Viridiplantae; Streptophyta; Magnoliopsida; Poales; Poaceae. Gene Ontology annotation, cellular component: cytoplasm. The coding region runs from base 262 to 819 and encodes 185 amino acids. The record is from RefSeq and is a predicted model, not a curated record. Gene Ontology annotation, molecular function: GTP binding; GTPase activity.
UCAAAUUAAGAAAACGCUUCACCUCCAUUGAAUCUGAAUGGCUUCGCACCGAAGCAGCCGGCCUGGUGAGGGAACCAACCAGGAGAUAUACAGUAUAAAAUCAAAUCCUCGUGCCUGCUCCUGUUUCAUUCUUACAAGUACUCCUCCUACAUGCACCACGAUAUACAGUGCCUGCCUCCAUCAUCAACCUCACCACAUCAUUCACGAGUACUAUAGCUACACUAGUAAUCGGUAAUUCGGCAGCAGAAUUGAAGGAGCGACAUGGGCUUGGCGUUGGGGCGGCUGCUGGGCGUGAGCCUGAGCCGUCUGUUCGCGAGGAAGGAGGCGCGGAUCUUGAUGCUGGGUCUGGACGCCGCAGGCAAGACCACCAUCCUCUAUAAGCUCAAGAUGGGCGAGGUCGUCGCCACCGUCGCAACCAUCGGGUUCAAUGUUGAGACAGUUGCGUAUAACAACAUCAGCUUCACCGUUUGGGACGUCGGUGGCCAAGGAUCGCUCCGGCCAUUGUGGAAGUACUACUUCCAUGGCACCCAGGGCCUGAUCUUCGUCGUCGACAGCAGCGAUAGGGAGCGCAUUCUUCAGGCCAAGGAUGAGCUGAACAUGUUGCUGAACGAGGAGGAGCUUAGACAUGCCGCGCUGCUUGUGUUUGCAAACAAGCAGGACCUUCCGAAUGCUAUGAGUGCAGCAGAGAUGGUAGAAAAGCUUGGUCUUCAGUCCAUUCGCCACCGUAGAUGGUACAUUCAGGGUGGAUGUGCAACCUCAGGUGAAGGCCUCUGCGAAGGGCUGGAUUGGCUCUCCACCAACAUUGCAACCGAGGCCUAAGGAUUUCAGAUCAGCAGACGUUGUACAGGAGUUGGGGUUGGUGUUAUGUUUGCUUUGCAGUGUGCUGGGGGGUCACCAGAUGCUGCACAUUCCAAAUAUCCAGGGAUCAUGUGGUUGCCUGAUAAAGUUGUAUACGUUCAGAUCUGUGCACAGUUGUGAGCUAGAGUUAAUGUAAUAAACAACAUGACAUUUGUA